This is a messenger RNA of Vigna angularis (adzuki bean), 1284 nucleotides long. RefSeq names its product WUSCHEL-related homeobox 2. The transcript is spliced from 2 exons. Bases 461 to 1177 code for a protein of 238 amino acids. The record is from RefSeq and is a predicted model, not a curated record. Gene Ontology annotation, biological process: plant organ development. Gene Ontology annotation, molecular function: DNA-binding transcription factor activity; DNA binding. NCBI's taxonomy places the organism in Eukaryota, Viridiplantae, Streptophyta, Magnoliopsida, Fabales, Fabaceae.
AAGACAUUAUGGGCUUAGGAAAGAGAGAGAGGUAGUAGUAGAAAUCAACGUUAAUCUUAAACAGCGUCGUUAAAUCUACUAUGUAUGCACCAAAAUCAAUGGCACGAAGGGGGGGCCAUUUGGGCAAUUAUUGUCUUCUCGUAAAAAUUCUACACGUCUUGGAACGAAGACGACGAAACCUAAGCCUCUCUCUGUGCCGCUAACCGCCAUGUUUUCAGAGAUGUUCUGCACCAAAAACAAUACGCAUGUUAAUCCUCUCUCUCAAUUCUCAACCAUUUUGUUUCUCCCUACCUACUCUAUAAAAAGAGUACCUCCUUCACCACCCAUGAGAAUAAGAGCACUGUCUGGUGUAGUAUACUAAUAAUCAAAUAAAAAACAACCCUUUAAUUGCCUCCUCCUACUAUAAUACUACUACCCAAACCCCCAUUACCAUUGAUUUAAUAGAGAGAAACAAGUUAAGAUGGAGGAGAGUGGAAAUGAAGAGUUGGAGAUGGGAGGGUCUAAUGGUGUUGCAGCCAGUUCACGGUGGAACCCUACAAAAGAGCAAAUAACCAUGCUAGAGAACCUGUAUAAGCAGGGAAUAAAGACUCCCAGUGCUGAGGAGAUACAGCAGAUAACUGCUAGGCUUAGGGCGUAUGGUCACAUCGAAGGAAAGAAUGUCUUCUACUGGUUUCAGAAUCACAAAGCUAGGCAGCGACAGAAGCAGAAGCAAGACACCAUCGCUUACUUCAAUCGCUUUCUUCAUACUCCUCAGCCCUUUUUUUCUCCGCCAAUUUGCCCAAACGGCCUGUGUCCUCCGUAUUGCAUACCUCAGGUGCAGAGUGAAAAUGGGUUUUAUCCCCCACAUCCAAAGGUGCUUGUACCAGUAGGUUUUAGGAGAAGACCAUCUGAGAUAUUUGUGCCCACAGACAUGUCAAACGUUAUCAGCAACGGUCCACUGUUAUACGAAGGAAUGCAACAGAGAAUCUCGGAUUGCAACUUGAGCUACAGUAACCAAGAAACGUUGGAUCUUUUUCCUCUGCACCCAACUGGUAUUUUGGAAGGGAAAACAACAUACCAGGUGUCUUCUCUGGCUUCAGUUUCUGCUGAUAGUUCCACUGAUAUCAAUGAAAAUGAUCCUUCCCCUCUUAACAAACCCUUCUUUGAUUUUUUUACUACUUCUGGACAAGGUUCUUAGAGACUUGUUCUAUGUCAUUAGCUUAAACUUCUAACAUGCAACUUUGAAUUCCCAUGGCUCAUCACUGAAAUGUGUUUAUUAUGUGCCUUUCAGUUCAUUGUAAUGAG